Messenger RNA from Xiphias gladius (swordfish), 1606 nucleotides. It is a transcript of the gene pigh, whose product is annotated as phosphatidylinositol glycan anchor biosynthesis, class H. The coding region runs from base 576 to 1118 and encodes 180 amino acids. Lineage: Eukaryota; Metazoa; Chordata; Actinopteri; Istiophoriformes; Xiphiidae. Gene Ontology annotation, biological process: GPI anchor biosynthetic process. Gene Ontology annotation, cellular component: glycosylphosphatidylinositol-N-acetylglucosaminyltransferase (GPI-GnT) complex. The record is from RefSeq and is a predicted model, not a curated record. The transcript has 4 exons.
UGCACCUUCCAGCUGCUGUAGGGUUCACUUUUAUUUUUAAGCGGCGCACACCGAACCUUCCCUGGUUGGACGGAGACAGCACUUUAUAUACAACACAGUGUACCAAUAUCAGGUGCCGUAUCAUAUAUAGUUUAUUGUUAGGUGGGAUUAUUAUUUUAGUUCCUCUGUGGAGCACGUGGACGCUACUAUCUGUUGACAUUUGCUCUGUAUUUUAGCCACUUGACCUAUACUGAACCCGACUACCCCGAUAUGAAUAACGAGCGCGGCUAAUGUGAGGAUAGAUUUGUUUUUUUUGACACCAAUACAGACGUGCUUUUCCUGGGAACACUCGUUGUUUUGCCGUUUCGAUUUCCCUGUUUUAUAUUUAACAAGGGCAAGCUAGCACCUUAAGUAUACACGCAUAGAAAGCACCGCUUUCUGUCUUCAUAUGCUGCUGACCUUGCCCGUUUACAGCAGGUAGCCAGCGUUAGCUCAGCGCUAACCUACUUUCACCGUUAGCUCAGCUAACUGUGUCUGAGACUUCACUCAGUGCUCGCGUUUCUUCUUUGGCUCUCCCUGUUUUUGUUGCGUUCAUAAUGGAAGAUGAAGCAUUCACUGACAUUAAUGGCAAAGCCAUAUCCCUGGACUGUCAGAGUCACUCCAGCUUUUGCAGGGAGUUCACUGUCAGCUCCGCCAAAGUGUCCAUCGGAAAGGUGAUGGUGUACACCUGCUCCGUUUGGCUUCUAGCAUACACCGUGUUCUUCUUCACACAGAACACUGCUGUUCUGUCCAGCGCUAUACUCAUCACCCUGGUCGGCAUGAUGCUUCACAUCCACUUUGUGAAGGUGGACCACGAGUCCCUGCUUGUCAUUAGGUCCUUAGGCAUUCAGGUGUCCUCAAGCUAUGCCUCAGGCCGCGAGACCACCACUUUCAUUGAGAUGAGCAAGAUCAAGGAUAUUGUCAUCAAUGAAGCCAUUUACAUGCAUCAAAUCAUCUACUACCUCUGUGUACUGUUGAAGGACCCCUCAGAACCUAAUGCAGUGUCAAGCGUUGUGCCAUUGUUUCAGAGUUCAAAACCUCGGCUGAACUGCUUGGUGAAGGUUUACAGAAGCUGUCAGCAGAUUCUUUCAAGGUGCUGAUGACACACAAGUCGUACAUUAGUGAUGUUUCUGGUCAAGUAGCAUGCUUUUACUAUUUCUUUACUUAAGUAAUUUUCUACUGGACAGGUAGAAAUUCAAGUCUUUUUCAAGUUUUUAUUUUUAGAUUUGAUGUACAGAUUAGUUUCCUUUUUGUCAUCUGUAUGAAUACACACGUAUGAUUAGAAUAUAAUCUGUUAAAUACAAACAGUGCCAUGUUUUUAAGAUUAAUAUUGGUGUCAUAAUGACUCCAUGUCUUACUUUGUUGUGUAGUUACUUGAAUAACUUAUGAAAAAUAGCAUUGGUCUUACACUACUUGUUUAAAACUAAAGAGCCAAGACAGCCAGACACUGUAUUAAAAGAAAUUAUAUUUAACAAUUUUGCUUUUUUAAUUAUUUAUGCUUAAAUGCAAAUUUAAAUAUUUGGUUUGACUAUUUAUGCCACUUUCUGUAUUUUAAUAACAUUCCCACACUGUAUUUUUCGAUAAAAUA